AAAUUUAAAUCGCGCCGGCCGGCCGCACGCGCCGCACAGUCCCCUGGCCGCCCGCGGUGGACGACUCGAGCGCCGUGGCCGCGCACACGCUGACGGGAGCCCCGCACCGCCGCCUGUGGAACCCGGAGCCGGCUUUCUCGCUUUCUCUCUCUGUCUCGAGACCAUGUCCACCAACGAGAAUGCUAACUCACCGGCCGCCCGCCUUAACAGGUUCAAGAAUAAGGGAAAAGACAGCACAGAAAUGAGGCGGCGCCGCAUCGAAGUUAAUGUGGAACUGAGGAAAGCAAAGAAGGAUGACCAGAUGCUGAAAAGGAGAAAUGUCAGCUCGUUUCCUGAUGAUGCUACUUCUCCACUUCAGGAAAACCGCAACAACCAGGGCACUGUUAACUGGUCUGUUGAUGACAUUGUGAAAGGCAUAAACAGCAGCAGUUUGGAAAGCCAGCUGCAGGCCACUCAAGCUGCUAGAAAAUUACUUUCUAGAGAAAAACAGCCCCCCAUAGACAACAUAAUUCGGGCUGGUUUAAUUCCCAAAUUUGUGUCCUUCCUGGGAAGAAGUGAUUGUAGCCCCAUUCAGUUUGAAUCUGCAUGGGCGCUCACUAACAUUGCUUCUGGGACGUCAGAACAGACCAAGGCUGUGGUAGAUGGAGGUGCUAUUCCAGCAUUCAUUUCUCUGUUGGCAUCUUCCCAUGCUCACAUCAGCGAACAAGCUGUUUGGGCUCUUGGAAACAUUGCAGGUGAUGGCUCUGUUUUCCGAGACUUGGUUAUCAAGUAUGGUGCAAUUGAUCCAUUGUUGGCUCUCCUCGCGGUUCCUGAUAUGUCAUCUUUAGCAUGUGGUUACUUGCGUAAUCUUACUUGGACACUGUCAAACCUUUGUCGUAACAAGAAUCCUGCACCCCCACUAGAUGCAGUUGAGCAGAUUCUUCCUGCUUUAGUUCGUCUUCUGCAUCAUGAUGAUCCAGAAGUGUUAGCAGAUACUUGCUGGGCCAUUUCCUAUCUGACUGAUGGUCCAAAUGACCGGAUUGAAAUGGUUGUGAAAACAGGAGUUGUACCCCAACUUGUGAAGCUUCUACGAGCUACUGAAUUGCCAAUUGUGACCCCUGCACUAAGAGCCAUAGGAAAUAUUGUUACUGGGACAGACGAACAGACUCAGGUUGUAAUAGAUGCAGGAGCACUUGCCGUCUUUCCUAGCCUGCUAACGAACUCCAAAACUAAUAUUCAGAAGGAGGCUACCUGGACAAUGUCAAACAUCACUGCUGGGCGCCAAGACCAGAUACAGCAAGUUUUGAAUCAUGGAUUAGUCCCGUUUCUUGUUGGUGUUCUCUCUAAGGCAGACUUCAAGACACAGAAGGAAGCUGUGUGGGCCGUGACCAACUAUACAAGUGGAGGUACAGUCGAGCAGAUUGUGUACCUUGUUCACUGUGGCAUAAUAGAACCGUUGAUGAACCUACUGACUGUUAAAGACACCAAGAUUAUUUUGGUUAUCUUGGAUGCCAUUUCAAAUAUCUUUCAGGCUGCUGAGAAACUAGGUGAAACUGAGAAGCUCAGUAUAAUGAUUGAAGAAUGUGGAGGCUUAGACAAAAUUGAAGCACUACAAAACCAUGAGAAUGAUUCUGUGUAUAAAGCUUCACUAAAUUUGAUUGAGAAGUAUUUCUCUGUAGAGGAAGAGGAAGAUCAAAAUGUUGUCCCAGAAACUACCUCUGAAGGCUUUGCAUUCCAAGUCCAGGAUGGCACCCCUGGGACAUUUAACUUUUAGACUUCACAGCCAGACGUAACAUUGUUUGUGUACUAUGUUUGGUAUAAGUUUGUCUUACUGUUUCUUUACUAAGAACUCUUUUUCAAUGUGGUUUGUCAUUGUAGCACUUUUUACAACGAAACUAUACUUGAACAGUUCCCAAACUGUACAUACUGUAUGAAGCUUCUCCUCUAAAUGGAUUUCUUAUUUCUAUGUGGAAUUUCUUAUCUUGCAGUGCCCUGUAAAUAAAGAUUAAAUUCCACCCUUUAA
This is a messenger RNA of Erinaceus europaeus (western European hedgehog), 2002 nucleotides long. RefSeq names its product karyopherin subunit alpha 2 (gene KPNA2). Gene Ontology annotation, biological process: NLS-bearing protein import into nucleus. The record is from RefSeq and is a predicted model, not a curated record. Gene Ontology annotation, cellular component: nucleus; cytoplasm. Bases 164 to 1753 code for a protein of 529 amino acids. The transcript is spliced from 11 exons. Gene Ontology annotation, molecular function: protein binding; nuclear import signal receptor activity. NCBI's taxonomy places the organism in Eukaryota, Metazoa, Chordata, Mammalia, Eulipotyphla, Erinaceidae.